Messenger RNA from Cuculus canorus (common cuckoo), 3589 nucleotides. It is a transcript of the gene RNASEL, whose product is annotated as ribonuclease L. Gene Ontology annotation, molecular function: protein kinase activity; RNA binding; ATP binding. The transcript has 7 exons. The record is from RefSeq and is a predicted model, not a curated record. The coding region runs from base 298 to 2421 and encodes 707 amino acids. Gene Ontology annotation, biological process: mRNA processing; protein phosphorylation. Lineage: Eukaryota; Metazoa; Chordata; Aves; Cuculiformes; Cuculidae.
CAGCAGAAGAAGAGGAGGAAGGUGCACAGCACCCGUUUUCCUUCUUCCUGAGCUCCUGCCUUCCUGAUGGGGACAAGGAAUUUGACCCCCACUUUGCCAGGGAAUGCUGUGCUGCUUUCCCAACCAGGAAAGUGAAGACUGGGAGGCCCUUAAAAUAGCAGCCUAUGCGACCUCAUGUUUCGUCAGCCAAACCCAGAGAAUCUCUCACAAUGAAUGGACUGAGCGCUGCACCUCUCCUACCCCUUGGUGGAAUUCCUGGGCACAGGUGAGGAACAUCAGAGGUACGGAGCCCUCCUUAUGACCAUCAUGGAACCCACAACUCACAGCCAGCAGAAGGCAUCUACUUCUUCUAGCACGGAGACAGCAGAAGACCUCGCUGUCAAGUUAAAUGCUGCUUUGAGGGACAAUGAUAGAGAAGUUGUGCUGGAGCUGCUGGAGAAAGGGGCGGAUGUGAACUCAAAAGCAGAAAGCGGCUGGACACCACUGCAGAGCGCUGUGCAAGCUGACAACGAGGAGCUGGUCCGGCUUCUGCUGCACAAGGGUGCUUGUCCACAUGCCAGGAAGGACAACGGUGGCACUGCAUUUACUGAGGCAGCAAUAACAGGGAAUGUGAAUAUACUGGAGCUCCUCCUUGAUUAUGGGUUAAAUAUUGAUGACUACGAUGACAACGGCUUCACAGCUUUCAUGGAGGCUGCAUGGUAUGGGAAGGAGGAAGCCUUGAAAUUCCUGUAUCGCAAAGGAGCAAAUGUGAAUUUGAGGAGGGUAGUUAGUGAGGAGAAAGAAAAACUGCUUAAAGGAGGUGCAACAGCACUGAUGGAUGCUUGUAAGAAAGGUCACUUCUCGAUUGUAAAAACUCUGGUCCAAGAAAUGGGGGCUGAUGUGAACACUCGUGACAACAAAGACAGGAAUGCCUUGAUCCAUGCCCUCAAGGAUGUUUGUGGCAAGAAAACAUACAAGUCAGCAGUCUCCAUAGGCCAUUUCUUACUGGACUGCGGUGUCGAUGUGACCAGCAAAGAUGAAUGUGGGAAAACAGCCCUCAUCCUAGCUGUUGAAAUGCAGAGCCCAGAUUUGGUGAAAGCUUUAUUGGAGAAGGGAGAAAUAGAUAUUGAUGAUGCAGAUGAGGAGGGCAACACAGCACUGAUGGUGGCCGUAAAGAACGAUGAUUACGAUAUAGCAGAGUUGUUGUGUGAAAAAGGAGCAAGGACUGAUGUUGGUAACCUUAUAGCUAUUGUGAAUAGGAACCGUACUCAGAACAUGUCUUGUCUUCUUCGCCGGUAUAACACCAGAUUUGUUCCUGAAACCCUCAGUGACUGGGAGCCAAACAGCAAACGCUGGAGGGACCAGCUGAUAAAGCUGUAUAAAAUAUAUCGUCCCAUGAUUGGCAAACUGAAGACAUUUCAAUACGUCCAGCAGAGAAUUCAGAACACUUCUCAGGGUGGCAUCUACCUGGGGCUCCACGGUGGGACAGAGGUAGCAGUAAGAAUAAGCCGCAGCACAGAGGGUGAAAAAGAGCUAAGUUUCUUCAAAGAGUGUGGUAACUGUGAACAUCUACUGAAGCUCUUCCAGUCUGAGAAGGCAAAAGGCUAUAUGUACUUGUGCUUCCCCCUCUGGGAGAAAAACCUUGAAGAACACCUUCAGGAACCAGAAGACCAAAUGGAUUACAAAGAUGCUCUGAGGAUGAUCUUCCAGGCAGUGAGGGAGCUGCACUCCCUUGGAUUUGCUCACCAGGAUCUGCAGCCCAGAAACUUUCUCAUAGAUCUAGGGGGCAAAAUUUACUUGGCGGACUUUGACAAUAAAAGGAAGUUGAUUGAAGGCGAUGAAGAACUUGUAAACUCAGAUUUAGAGGCCCUUGGGAAGCUCGUGCUGUACGUUUUAACAGGGGGUAGGAAACCUCUUCAGCAGGUCAGUAUCGAGGAUUUAGAUGCUGAUUCCCCAGAUUAUGAAGAGGCUCUGGACCUUGUAAGUAGCCUGGAUUCUCAUGAUGAACGAAGCUUGGAAGGUUUGAGCAAACAUCCCUAUUUCUGGAGCAAAAAGACUAGGUUCCAGUUCCUGAAGAUUAUAUGGAAUAAAAUCAAAGAUUUCCCCAGCCCAGAAGACCGAGAUGCUGUCUUCCAAGCUCCUAAUGCUACUAAAAGUUUUCCUUACCCAUCAUGGACCGAGCAGGUUGAUAAAGCUGUUCUGAGUAUCAUGCAAAAUCCUCGGAGAGGAAAACCAUUCAAGUACAGAAAUAACGUUGCCAACCUGCUGAGGUUCAUCAGAAACAUGGAUGAACACCCAGAUGUCAGGAUCACCAACAAAAUAGGAGAUUAUGCUUUGUAUUUCUUGAAGCUUUUUCCAGCACUUACCAUUUAUGUCUAUAAUAGUUUACGCCAGAAUCCUGAAUACAGUGACUUUGCAGACUUUCAGGACCCUUCACUGUAGGAUAUCAUUGCUCAUAUCGCAUAUCUGAACCAACCAUCACUGCCUCUUUUUAUUUCCCAUUUCCUCAUCUGCCAAACAGAUGAAUAAAAGUGGAUAAGUAGAUGGAAGAGAGCAUACACGGGGACAGAGCAUGGACAACUUAUACUAAUGACAGAUGCUUCAGGAGUGUUUAGUGUAACAGCUAUGGGCUUUUACGAGGAACCAAGCUGGAUGCCAGCCCACAUGCCCCUGGACUACUUGUGUUCCUCUGGGCUUCUCUGCCUUUGUGAGGUGGAGAUCAAAGCCCUGAUCCUUAUGGAGAGCAGAGAGAUGUACGACUGCCCCCACAGACCCGAUGCAUCUGGGAGGGAGGAAAAGAGCUCGGUCAUUGCCAGAUAAUGCAAGACUCUGAUAAAGGAAAAGGAGCUUCACUCCCUGCUAGGGUCAAUAUUCCCUACAACUUGCACUAAUGAGCUGCUCAUCUACCCCUAGAAAGACAGGGAUUCUCUUUUCAGUCUUUUUGAGACAUCAGAGCGAGAAAACGAAGCACCUAGGCGAUGGUCUGGCUUCAGAGUUGCCCCAUGCCUAUUAUCUGAUCUGGUAGAGGCAUUUGCUACCUUCAGGCCUGCUGGGACCUGAAGGGCUUCUUUUGGGGGGAUACAGGAGAUGUUUCCAUGAGGAAUGCAUGUAAGGAUCACCAUCCCACAAAACUCUGCUACUGCAAGUAGCCCUGACUCAUCAGAACAAGGUCGAUGACUUCCAAGGGACUGCAGGGAUGGGUUUCUCCUGCAAAGAACAAUCUCCAUGGCAGGCUGCGACUGCAAAGCAGGGCAACGCACAAGCACUCCGUGUCUCUAAAACAGUGCUGCUGGUGGUGUGUCACUGUCCUCCAGCCAGACGCAGCUCCCUCGCAUGGAGCUGGUGCUCAUACAUCCACAUCACGCAGCCAGCUCAGAGACUUGAUAUUGGAGCCUGAGUGGCUGAAUAUCUGAAAUCCUGCAGCACGCACUGUGUGUCUGAUUGUCCAAGGGCUUGCUUGUUUCUCAGCUCAUGCUCUGAUUUGCACUAUGAUUAUACAUUGCUUAUGUAAAUAUUUUUCAGCUGUUCAAAAGAUUUUUAAUUGUUUUUCAAACUCAGGCUCUUAUUAUUUCAAUUAGCCUGUGGAGGACCAAACUUGGAAUAAACUUGA